This is a messenger RNA of Coccidioides immitis RS, 1541 nucleotides long. RefSeq lists its product as uncharacterized. Bases 1 to 1362 code for a protein of 453 amino acids. The record is from RefSeq and is a predicted model, not a curated record. Lineage: Eukaryota; Fungi; Ascomycota; Eurotiomycetes; Onygenales; Onygenaceae. The transcript has 2 exons.
AUGGCCACGGUGACAGUCGCCAAUUCAGCCCCCUGCCUGCGAGGUCUGGCAACGCUCGCUCGAUCGUUGAACUCCGCAGGUCGGAUUAUUCCCCAAUGGCAGCCCCUCGCGUGUGUCGUUUCGUCGGGGAGACGACUAGGGGAUAACAGGUUAUUCCAAUCCAGCUCUCAGGCCUCCUCGCGCCCUCGCAUGUCCUAUCGUAUCGCAGUAUCUUCCUCCGGUAAAGGCCGCAGAUUUAGUCCGGACAGAAAUGUCUGCAGCUUCGAUCCAGAGACACAAGAUGCCAUCGGACUACAACAGGGAAGGAAUUAUUUGGAGCGGAAAUUAAGUCGUCCGGAUAGUGGAGAGGAUGCCUUCUUCGUGAGCAAGAUCGACCACCAUCCGAACGCGUUUGCAUUCGGCGUCGCCGAUGGAGUAGGCGGUUGGACGCAAUCUGGGGUUGACCCGGCGGAUUUCUCGCACUCAUUUUGCAGUUAUCUGGCGGAGUGCGCAUUGAAAUGGGAUGCAUCGGCUCACGAACUGCGCGCAAGAGCCUUAAUGCAAAUGGGAUAUGAACGGACGUUGGCUGACAGGACGAUAUUUGCGGGCAGCAGCACCGCGUGCAUCGGCGUCGCCUGCGAAGAUGGAACCGUCCAACUGGCAAAUCUCGGGGAUUCCGGCUCGGUACUGUUCCGCCUGGCUGCCGUUCAUCACUACUCCACCCCCCAAACCCACGAUUUCAACACUCCUUACCAGCUCUCCGUAAUGCCGCCCUUAAUACGGAUGCAAUCCGCUAUAUUUGGUGGUAGGCAGUACGAAGAUCUUCCCCAAGACGCCAACGUGACCAACUACCGCCUCCAGCACGGCGAUGUGCUUUUACUAGCAACUGACGGAGUCUACGAUAACCUGAACAAUCAGGAUAUUCUUACCCUAGUUACAGGACGGAUGAUGGCGACUGGGGCGUGGAAUGGGACUGCAGACAUGGGUAUCGGGGUCUCUGAUGGACUAAAUGCUCUCACACAACCUGCUGGACUCUCAUCCGCCUUCUCAUCUCUAAAAUCCCGUCCACAUUCGCAUCGCUCUCGUCACCACCCCCACCAUCACCAUCACCAUCACCAUCACCAGCAACACGCCAACCCUGAACAGCCAUCGAGUGCCAAAGCCAUUGACGCGCACACACGCAACCACACACUCCAAGCUCUCCUCGCAGUAACCAUUGCUGGAGAAGCGAAGAUCGCUAGCAUGGAUUUCCGACGCGAUGGGCCAUUUGCCAAGGAGUCACAGAGAUAUCGACCUUGGGAUCAUUGGCGAGGUGGAAAACCAGAUGAUAUCUGUGUGAUCGUCGUGAUUGCUGUUGAAGAAGGAAGGGAUGUUGUGGAUUAGUUCUGGACGCUAACUGCGCUGUUUUCACGCUAUAAAACUCAGGAAUGGGCCUGUAUAUAAUACUGCAUUCCCAGGAAUUAACAAGCCGAGCGACUGUUUUUGUUUUUGUUUAUUUGUUAGACAUAUGUUAUUUUCUUGAGCGCUUACAUAGCCCAUGAUGACACAGCGCGAGCAGCUUA